GCCCAACGUCCCGGCGCAACCAGGCGCUUCGUGGCGAGGGAGCGAGAGCGGGAGGCAAAAAGGUGCUGGAGGGAGCGAGGCGGCUGAGAAAGCAAACGAGAAAAGUGGCUUUUUCUCCCGCUUUCAGGGCCGGGCGCGGGCAUGUCGCAAGCGGCGGCGCCCGGCAGCUUCGGGGCACGUAAGCGGGCGACUUCCUGAGCGGCGAGCGACUUCCUGGGGAGCCGGCGCGGGGCCGCGGCCGAGGGACCUGAUGGCAGCGCCAGCGCCCGCGCCACAGCCGCACGUGGAGGAGGCGGGAGCUUCCCUGGCCCCGGCGGCAGCGCCCGCGGGAUCGCCUCCGGAGCCGGGCGUCUCGGCCGGCCCCUCGGUUCCCGCGCCGGGCGCGACGGCUGCUCCCGCGGACGCGGGCGGCCCGGACGCCCGCCGGGGGCUGCAGGCAGCUCUCCCAGACCCUUCCUCCAAGCUAAACAUGCCGGGGAGCCUGCUGGAGGGGGACGCGGACGGGGCUGGGACCCCGCUGGAGCUGGACGCAGACGGAGCAGAGAUCCCGCUGGAAGUGGAUGCAGACGGAGCGCAGAUCCCAUGGGAAUUGCAUACAGACGGAGCAGAGAUCCCGCUGGAGGUGGAUGAAGACGGAGCGCAGAUCCCAUGGGAGCUGCGUGCAGACGGAGCGGGGAUCCCACUGGAGGUGGAUGAAGAUGGAGCACAGAUCCCAUGGGAGCUGCGUGCAGACGGAGCAGGGAUCCCGCUGGAGGUGGAUGCAGGUGGGGCAGGGAUCCCGUGGGAAGUGGCUGCAGACGGAGCGGGGAUCCUGCUGGAUGUAGACGCAGAGGGGGCAGGAAUCCCGCUGGAGGUGGACGCGGAAGGAGCAGGAGUCCCGUGGGAAGCGGACGCGGAGGGGGCUGGGACCCCGCUGGCCGCGGAGGGCUCGGAGCACCGGUGCCUCACCCUGGAAGAGCUGGGCGACUACUUCCAGGAGUGCAUCGACGCCGUGGAGCGGCUGGAGAAGGAGCGAGACGGCCUGAUCCGGGAGCUGGCGCUGCUGCGGGAGCCGGCGCUGCGGGAGAUCCGGCAGGCCCACGAGGAGAUCCUGGCCGCCUACCGGCUGCUGGCCAGGGUGGAGCUGGAGCGGGACAACCUGAAGGACGAGAUCCGGCAGAUCAAGCAGAAGCUGUUCCGGGUGACCAAGGAGUGCGUGGCCUGCCAGUACCGGCUGGAGAGCCGGCGGCACGACCUGGGCCAGGCCGCUGCCUACCGCGGCGAGCUGGAGUCCCGGGCCGGGCAGCUGGCGGAGGAGCUGGCCCGGCUCAAGGAGAGCUGCGAGAAGGAGAAGGAGGAGAUGAGGCAGAAGCUGGAGGCGCCGCCGUGCCGGCGGGACAACCAGUACCUGCAGGAGAGCCGCCGGCUGUCGGUGGCCUUCGAGAGCUUCGUGGCGGAGAGCCGCCGGGGGCUGGAGGAGCACUACGAGCCGCAGCUGCUGCGGCUGCUGGAGCGGCGCGAGGCCGGUGCCCGGGCGCUGCAGGAGAUGCAGGGCGAGCUGCAGGGCAUGAAGGAGGCCCUGCGGCCCUUGCAGGGCGAGGUCGGCCGCCUGCGGCUGCAGAACCGGAGCCUGGAGGAGCAGAUCGCCCUCGCCAAGCGGAAGCGGGACGAGGAAGUCGGGCAGUACCGGGAACAAGUUGAGGAGCUGGAAGACAGGCUGAAAGAGCUGAAGAACGGCGUCCAGCUUCAGCAGCGCAAGAAUCAAGAGCUGGAAGAGCUGAGGACCAGCCUCCACCAGGAGCUCUCCAUUUACAAGGGCUGCUUAGAAAUCUAUGGACACCUUUGCAAAUCAGAAGAAAAAGCAGACCAAGACUAUUAGGAAUGAUGGACUUUCCCCCUUUUUAGCAAAAGCGAAGGACAGAGGCAUCUGCAGGGGACAUUUCCCUCUUGCUGCUUUUCCCACCUGAUGUAUAGCAGCUGCCUAAAAUCAGGAAUACUAGACAAUCAUUUGCUUGUUUGUAUUUCUUGAGGUGCUGCUGUCGAUCUUCUAAUAAAACUGCUUUUCCAGAGAGGAGCAGAGAAAAGUAUACUUGCACUGAAAAUAGACAUAUAUGAAGAAUAACAGAUGUAUGUUUUGCUGUGUUUGGAAAAUGUAUCUUGUCUUGUAGAUGGAUUGUAUAAGCUUGCGCAGAAAGUAUUGUUCUGGAAGCCUGUGUUAGGGGUUUGAUUUUUAAAGUUUACAUGCAAGAGAAGCUUUAUCCUUUUAACAGGAUUUUCUUUUGUAGUUCAAUGGGUCUCUGCUGUGACAUGUUCAAUGUGGGCCACAAACUGAAAUUUGUGGAUAAAUGGUUUCCACUUUGUAGAAAGUCUCACACUGAAAAUAAAGGCCAGAGUUUAAGGAUC
Messenger RNA from Dromaius novaehollandiae (emu), 2382 nucleotides. It is a transcript of the gene SYNC, whose product is annotated as syncoilin, intermediate filament protein. NCBI's taxonomy places the organism in Eukaryota, Metazoa, Chordata, Aves, Casuariiformes, Dromaiidae. Gene Ontology annotation, cellular component: intermediate filament. The coding region runs from base 251 to 1858 and encodes 535 amino acids. The transcript has 4 exons. The record is from RefSeq and is a predicted model, not a curated record.